Messenger RNA from Fusarium verticillioides 7600, 1262 nucleotides. RefSeq lists its product as hypothetical. The coding region runs from base 115 to 1098 and encodes 327 amino acids. The record is from RefSeq and is a predicted model, not a curated record. The transcript has 5 exons. Lineage: Eukaryota; Fungi; Ascomycota; Sordariomycetes; Hypocreales; Nectriaceae.
CAUAUCACAGGCUUUAACUAUCAACCAAACACAAGUUUCUGCAUAUUCGCAUCAAUUCGCCAAGGUUGAACAUUCUAUCCUAAUAACCUCUCGAUCACCCACGAGACUUGCAAAAUGUCACGAAACAUCUGCAUCACCGCCGUCGACGGCAACACCGGCUUUCUCAUCGCCGAACUAAUCCUCAAACACCGCGACUUCUCCCGCAAAGUCUCCUCCGUCACUGGCCUAACUCUGCACCCCGAAUCCCCCAAAGCCAAAGAACUCCAAGACCUCGGCGCCAAAAUCGUCGCCCACAAGCCCGGCCGUCUCCGAGUAAUGGCCAAGACUCUCCAAGACACCGGAUGCGACACCAUCUGUCUCGUUCCGCCUGCUCACGAGCAUAAGCUUGAGAUUAGCGAAGAGCUCGUCCAUGCUGCGAAGAGGGCGGAUGUUCCGAAUGUGCUGCUUAUUAGUUCGGCGGGGUGUGAUUAUGCGGAGAGGGGGAAGCAGCCGAGACUGAGGGAGUUUAUUGAUUUGGAGACGCUUGUUAUGGAGGCUAAGGGAGAUCCGGAUGUUUCUACGGGGACGUCGCCUUGUAUUAUUCGGGCUGGAUUCUAUGCUGAGAACCUUUUGCUGUAUGCGCAGCAGGCUAAGUCGGAGGGCGUUCUUCCACUUCCAAUUGGCGAAUUCCAUAAGUUUGCGCCUGUUGCACUUGGUGACGUUGCUCAAGUCGCUGCUCAUGUUCUGACUGGCAAGGGCAAGCAUGGAUUUGACGACCGCCACCGCGGACAAAUGAUGGUCGUAACUGGCCCCAUGCUUUGCGCAGGCAAAGAGCUCGCAGCCGCGGCCAGCAAAGCUCUGGGUGCCGAACUUCAGUUCGAGAACAUCUCCCAUGCUGAAGCAAAGAGAGUUCUCAAGUCCCAGUCUGAUAUCGACCCAUCCGAACAGCAAUAUCUCCUCGAGUACUACAGCCUUGUGAAGGAGGGCAAAACCAACUACAUCUCCACCACUGCUUUCCACGAUGUUACUGGCGAGCAUCCGACUGAGCCGGAGAAUUUCUUCAAGAUCUAUGAGGGUGAGAUGAGACCUAAGAAGAAGGCUAAGCAUGAGCAUAAAUAAUGAAUGGUAGUAUCUUGAAGAGGGAAUUGUUGAAGAUAUUCACUACAUCCAAAUUUUGAGCUUGGAAAAUUACAUCCGGUGGGUGCUGAAAACUAAAGACUCUAGGAAUGACUGGCAAUAUUUUAUUUUUAAUUUGUUCCUCAAUGCCUCAUUUUACAAUGAAC